Molecule: messenger RNA, 168 nt
Organism: Racocetra fulgida
Lineage: Eukaryota; Fungi; Glomeromycota; Glomeromycetes; Diversisporales; Gigasporaceae
Source: the annotation of a GenBank genome assembly
CCAGAGACUUAGAGAAUGGAUUCUGCUCGAAGAAGGUAAAGGUGCCCUCAAAUUUGGCAAGAUAAGAAGGAAAUACGAAUACAACCAUGCAAAGGCUGUCACAAAAAUGAAGGCGGAAGAGAUUCGAUGCAGUGCUCAUUCACCCGGAAUUUCAGAAGCAACAAAAGA